Molecule: messenger RNA, 1380 nt
Organism: Capsaspora owczarzaki ATCC 30864
Lineage: Eukaryota; Filasterea; Ministeriida; Capsasporidae
Product: 1-acyl-sn-glycerol-3-phosphate acyltransferase
Exons: 2
Coding region: 1-1380 (459 amino acids)
Biological process (GO): phosphatidic acid biosynthetic process
Cellular component (GO): endoplasmic reticulum
Molecular function (GO): 1-acylglycerol-3-phosphate O-acyltransferase activity
Source: RefSeq, a predicted model, not a curated record
AUGGCGUUGGCACUGAAGGCACUGGCGCCCAGGUGCGAUGCGGCCCCUGAGAACCAAGACCACCAUGCGCGUCGUGUGCUGUAUGCCGAGCUGGAGCUGCUGCGCCUGGACUACGAGGAGCUGCUCGAUGCCCAAGCGGCUCAGUUGUCCGACGGCAAAUCGGCGGCUGCUGCUAAUGCGACGCUGUCAUCGUCGUCCUCGUCGUCCACAUCCGUCUCGGCAGCGUCAUCAGCGUCAUCAGCAUCAUCGGCAUUGACUUCGGCUUCGGCUUCGGCUUCGGCAUCGGCAUCGGCGGCUGCAGCGACUUUUGCGAGCGACGCGGCUUCAGCUGCGGAUGAUGACAGUCACGAGGAGACGCUUCCGGCUGCUGACUCUGGCGCUGUGACUGCUGCCAAGCAGCGCAAGAGCACCAAAGCGAGCACCACCAGCACCACCACCACCACCACCACCACCACUGGUCUGAGCAGCAGCGAGGAUCCGACCAUGGCAGAGUUCAAUCGUCUGCGCGCCAGACUCGCCCUCAAGCCAAACCGGAGCAAAACGCCAAUGAUGGCGCUGCGAAUGUUCGCCGGCGUUGUCUACAUUAUUGCGUUUGUCCCACUGUUCUACCUGUUUGUCCCGAUACGGCCGCUGCACAUUCUGCUCCGAAAGGUCGGGAUCAAGAACAACUACCUGCCGAUGGACUUGCUGCACCGAGCAUUUGCAAAGGGCCUGCUGCGUGUGUGCGGCGUUGUUCUGCGUGUGGAUGGGUACGACCACUUGGACUGCAACAACCCCACCGUCGCCAUGUUCAACCACUCUUCCUCAACCGACGUCGUUGCGCUCACUGCCGCGUGCCCAGUCGCGUUCAAAUUCGUUGCCAAGAAGCAGCUCUUUUACGUCCCAAUUAUCGGCUGGGCGCUUGGGUUGAUUGGGCACAUUGCCAUUGACCGAUCCAACCUUUCCAAGGCCAAGCUCUCGCUCGAGAAAGCCGUUCGCAAGAUUCAUCGAUGGGGACGGUCCAUUGCCAUCUCACCCGAAGGCACUCGCUCCAAGUCUGGCCUCAUUGCCGAAUUCAAGAAGGGCCCCUUCCAUCUCGCUCGACAGGUCAACCUGCCAAUCACCCCCAUCAUCAUGACCAAUGCGUUCGAGCUGUGGCCGCACGGGCAGAUCUGGACCGAGCCUGGCGUGGUUGAUGUCCACUUUUUGCCGCGCAUCACCAUCGAAAAGGACGACACUGUCACUUCCCUAUCCCGCAAGGUGCAUCGCAGCUUUUUGCAUGGCUCGCUCCUUCGCCCAGUUCAGGGUGCGCAGAUUUUGGGCUCGACGUGGAGCAACUUUGCCGCUCUGAGUCUGUUCUACGCUGUUUUCUUCUUUCUCGUCUCGUUGUUCCUUGCGUGA